Messenger RNA from Xylaria bambusicola, 1870 nucleotides. RefSeq lists its product as uncharacterized. The transcript has 4 exons. The record is from RefSeq and is a predicted model, not a curated record. Lineage: Eukaryota; Fungi; Ascomycota; Sordariomycetes; Xylariales; Xylariaceae. The coding region runs from base 740 to 1870 and encodes 376 amino acids.
UUCGCCAGGGAACAGGCACCUCCGACAUUCUUAUUGUCAGCUAUUCAAUACAGCCCUCACUUCUUACUUGGCCAAUCAAAAUUCACGCUCGGGAUGCCUUUUUCGUGCAUCGAAGACUCGAUGAUGGGAGCGGGGGCCAAAAACUAGAAGGUGUAUAGCAAACAUGUCACGGAACGACAUAAGGAGUGCAGUACUAUGCCACUACGCCACCAAAAGGUAACGACGAGUUAUCAAGUCGAGAGCUUGACGUCUCUGCACUCACUAUAUAGUACUGUACUGUGACAAAACAUCUCUCGAGCAAUGCUACAGUUACUUUUAGCAGCGUUCAGGAGAAAAAUUAUUAUGACCACUAAGAUACUGGAUAUAGCGCUUCUCGCAUUGAUUGGAAUGAUAUGUGAUCAGGCUGCCCACAAAACCAGGAUUCGACAUGAUAGCAUUCAAAGGAUUGUGCAGAAGCGCAGGGAUACAGACACAUGUAUUGGUAUUGGGUCCGCCGGCAUCCGGUGUGGUUUGCGACGGGCAAGAAUACCUCCAUACCUAUUCACACCCACUCUUUCGUUGCGGAGCGAAUCAGCUUUUACAGAGAGAGGAUAAAGUGCCCGUAAGCGAUCGUGUGGUUCGCGCACCACGUGGGCAUUCUCCUCGAUCGACAAAAGAUAGACAUUAGGACUUCCUGUUCCUUACUUUGUUUUCCCUGGUCUUGGAACACUGUGAAGCUCUCCAUUGCGCGGUGAACACGAUGGCAAAUUUCAAAGUUGUCAAUAGCCACCAGCUGUCGAUUGUCGUGGUUCCAAUUGUCACUGUUCUGUUUGCGACAGUAUGUGUCAUCCUCAGAUUUCGAGCUAGACACCUUCAGAAGGCCAAAUAUCAGUGGGAUGAUUGGAUUUGUCUCAUAUCCUUAGUCUUUACCUGGGCAUUCCAGGCUGUUAACCUGGCCGCCGUCUUUGUAGGCGGGGCGGGUCUUCCAAUUGCGACAGUAAUAGCGACUGACCUGGGCGCGGUCGUCACGUACCUGAAGAUCAUUCUUGUCAACUUCUCCCUAUGGGUAGUUACUGUAUCUUUAGUCCAGCUAUCGAUCCUAUUCUUCUACAUUCGAAUAUUCGGAAUCCAUAAGUUAUUCCGUCGACUGUGCUGGGCAAACAUCAUUCUGAUCUCCGCUUUUGGACUUGCCGGCCUACUCUCUGAGAUAUUUCACUGCAUACCCGUCAGCAAGUCCUGGAAUCCCAUGGAGGCUGGCACCUGUGUCGAUGGCAAGUCGUACUGCGCAUCGAUAGGUGUGAUCCACCUCUUUUUCGACUUGUCAAUCGUCCUUCUUCCGAUGCCUCUCAUUUGGAACCUCCGAGUGACAACCAGGAGCAAAUUCGUUCUAAGCGUCGUGCUCGCGCUCGGACUUGUGGCGACGUUGUUAUCACUUCUGAAGAUCUCCUGCAUCAUCGAUCUUACCGGCAUUCCUCAGGAGGACGUUACCGACUCGCUCUGGCUUACAAUCCUGCUACAGACGCUUGAGCUCCCGAUAGGCAUCAUCUGUUGCUGCGUACCCGUACUGAGGCCCGCGGUGCUGGAGUUGAAGCCUCUCUUUAACUCGUUCGCCAGCCGCUUGAUUUCGAUCACAAGGGGGUCCGGUUCCGGCAGCUCGCCCUCGAUCGCUAGGUCCUACUCUCAGAGCCUUGGAAGCAAAGCAAGCUCCAAGGUUGACCCUCACGGCUUUGUUCGGCUGCAUGAUGCUCAAACUGACAUGGGAACCAAAGCGACAGCCCAGGCGGAAGACGUGCAGAUGAACGAUUUGAAACCGUUGUCCCAACCCGCCGACGCGCCACAGUCGCAAAAUUCCAUCAAUAUCACCAACUCUUACAGCGUUAGCCGAUACUAG